UGCAGCAAAGAAUAAGUUGUAGUGAAGUAAUGAAUCUCAGAAUGUUCACUGACUAACAAAAUCUUAUCUCAUUAAUUAUUUCCUCUGAUAUUUUGCAGUACUAAAGAAGUAAAGCACUGUUUGUUAGGCCAUGCAAAAAUAGUUUAGUUUUAGAAAUGUGGUGUCUCAAGAAGCUGCAGUUGCCUUCAUUUUUGUCUUCUAAUUUGGUUCUCUUGGUUUUUAUCCCUUUGGUUCUGGUUCUGGUUCCAAUUCUUGCUUGUACAUUAUUAGGUAGUUCUUUUGUGUCAUCAUUUUCUUCUUCUUCUUGGAAUGGGAUUAAGCCUGUUGGAAUUUUGACCUCUUAUUCUUUGAGGUCUUUAGGUAGUUAUGAAGAACAAGAUGAGAAUUUACAGAUAGUUGCCUUAGCUGAGCCUCCAUCUUUUACUUCUCCUUUUAACAACUCACUGGUAGCUGAAGACGCAAUUCCUCAUCAUCCUCCCCAAGAAGGAGGAGAAGAGGUAGAGAAGGAUGAAGUAUCAAAUGAAGGAGAAGAACAUAGUAAUAAUGCAACUGCAGGGGUACUUAGACAUGAAGGAGAGUCAGAGACUGAGAAGGAUGAAAUAUCAAAUGAAGAAGAACAUGGUAAUAAUGCAACUGCAGGGGUACUUAAAAUGUACAGCAGGUUAGAAAGGGUUGAAGCCAUUUUGGCAAAAUCCAGGUCUUCAAUAAGAGAAGCUGCUCGAAAUGGGAGUAUGAUAUCUAACCAUCAGGACCCUGAUUAUGUUCCUCAAGGCCCCAUGUACCAUAACGCAAAUUCCUUCCACAGGAGCUAUCUUGAAAUGGAGAAGAGCUUCAAGGCAUAUGUGUAUGAGGAAGGAGAACCUCCAAUAUUCCAUAAUGGUCCAUGUAGGAGCAUAUAUUCAACAGAAGGAAGGUUUAUACAUGAAAUGGAAAAGGGAAAUUUCUACAGAACUGAAGAUCCAGAUGAGGCUAUGGUGUAUUUUCUGCCAUUUAGUGUAGUUGUGAUGGUUCAUUACCUCUAUGUCCCUGGCGCCCAUGAUAUGCAUACCAUUGGUACAACUGUUGCUGAUUAUGUUAAAGUCAUUUCUUCAAGACAUACCUUUUGGAACAGAAGUCUUAGUGCCGAUCACUUCAUGCUUUCCUGUCACGACUGGGGGCCACAUUCGACUUCAUACGUUCCACAUCUCUUCAACAACUCCAUAAGAGUUCUAUGCAAUGCCAAUACCUCAGAAGGUUUUAAUCCUAUAAAAGAUGUAUCUCUACCGGAAAUCCAUCUCAAGACGGGCGAUAUCAAGGGACUCGUCGGAGGUCCCUCACCAUCAACAAGAUCAAUUCUUGCAUUCUUCGCGGGUGGUUUACAUGGUAACAUUAGACACCAUCUCCUAGAACAAUGGAAAGGGAAAGAUGAAGAAGUGUUAGUUUACGAAAAACUUCCAAGAGGCAAAUCUUACGAAUCCAUGUUAAAAAACAGCAAGUUUUGUUUGUGCCCAAGUGGAUAUGAAGUUGCAAGUCCAAGAAUUGUGGAAGCAAUAUAUGCAGAAUGUAUUCCUGUCUUGAUUUCAGAUAGUUAUGUGCCACCAUUUAGUGAUGUUCUGAAUUGGAAAUCAUUUUCUGUGACAGUGGCUGUGAAAGACAUACCGAAUAUCAAGAAGAUAUUAAUGAGCAUUUCACAGAGUCAGUACUUGAGAAUGCAUAGGAGAGUGAAGCAAGUUCAGAGGCAUUUUAUGAUUAAUGGACCUCCCAAAAGAUUUGAUCUUUUCCACAUGAUUGUUCACUCCAUUUGGCUAAGAAGAUUAAAUAUAAGAGUUCACGAAUAGGAUUUACUAUACUUAUAUUUUCGACAAGUUAAAGAGGGGGAACCUUCAGCAGUUGAAUGGAAAUCCAGUUCAACUGAACUCGAAUACUCAUAUUAACUAGUAGUAUAUCCAAAUGGAACAAACAUCUGAUGUUUUUUUUUUUGUUAUAGUUUAUUUGUUUUUUGUUUUUUCUGACGAAAAUUUCUUGAAUUUUGCUGUUAAAUCUUGUGAACAGUUUC
Nicotiana tabacum (common tobacco) is the source of this 2035-nucleotide messenger RNA. Its product is annotated as putative glycosyltransferase At5g03795. Gene Ontology annotation, molecular function: glycosyltransferase activity. The record is from RefSeq and is a predicted model, not a curated record. Lineage: Eukaryota; Viridiplantae; Streptophyta; Magnoliopsida; Solanales; Solanaceae.